Penicillium canescens is the source of this 405-nucleotide messenger RNA. RefSeq names its product carboxylesterase family protein. The record is from RefSeq and is a predicted model, not a curated record. The transcript has 2 exons. Bases 1 to 405 code for a protein of 134 amino acids. Lineage: Eukaryota; Fungi; Ascomycota; Eurotiomycetes; Eurotiales; Aspergillaceae.
AUGAGAGUUCCAGAGCCCUUACUACUCACGACAGCCUCUGCCAUCUUGGCAGGCAUGGCCAACGCAGGUCUCACUGUUGAUCUGGGUUAUUCGACCUAUGAAGGGUACUAUGACUCAAUCUACGAGCUGAAUGUCUGGAAAAGCAUCCGAUAUGCCGCCCCUCCAAUAGGAAACCUGGGCUGGCAGGCGCCUGCGCCUCCAGUACAGAACAACACUCAUAUCACGCAAGCGGUGCAGCAGCCGCCGAUGUGCCCGCAAUCAGGAGCUGCCAAGACACCAGCCGUCUAUGGAUUCAAUUCCGGCGCCGGAGAUGAAGACUGUCUGUUUUUGAACCUCUAUGCCCCGCCUGGUGCCCAGGACUUGCCAGUCUUCUUAUGGAUCCGUAUGGUGCACGCAAUCCUAUAG